AUGGACAAAGUAUUCAAUAAGCUGAGGAAUUUGGACGCAUACCCAAAAAUCAAUGAAGAUUUCUUUAGCCGUACACUGUCUGGUGGUGUUAUCACCCUCGUCUCCUCCAUCGUUAUGCUCUUGCUCUUCUUCUCCGAGCUCAGCAUUCUCGUUUGUGCCGGAAUGCAACAUCUAGAUCCUGUUAAUAAAUACAGGAGGUUAAGUUUGGGAAAGGAAAAACAAAACCUAGUUGCUAAAAUUAAGUGA
Molecule: messenger RNA, 246 nt
Organism: Ilex paraguariensis (yerba mate)
Lineage: Eukaryota; Viridiplantae; Streptophyta; Magnoliopsida; Aquifoliales; Aquifoliaceae
Source: the annotation of a GenBank genome assembly